This is a messenger RNA of Porites lobata, 588 nucleotides long. The record is from the annotation of a GenBank genome assembly. NCBI's taxonomy places the organism in Eukaryota, Metazoa, Cnidaria, Anthozoa, Scleractinia, Poritidae.
AUGAUUAAAAAGAGGUAUGGUAAAGCCAAUAAUAAAUAUAUGGGUGAAAAGUACUAUCCCACCAAGUCGAGUAAAUUUAUCGCAUACCUUGAUACUAAUUACGGCUGUGCUAUGAGAAAACCUCUUCCCGUCGGAGACUUCUGAAAAAGAACUUCAGAAUUGUCGCGCGCAAUUUUGUAGGUACCCGCGGAGGUACCUAUGGGUGCAUACUGGAGAUCGACCUUGGAUAUCCUGAAGACCUUCAUAACCUACACAACGAUUACCUAUGUGCACCAGAACGUAUAAACGUUAAUGGAGUAGAGAAACGCAUGCCUUUGGGAGACAAGAAGAGAUACAUCCUACAUUGUGAAAAGUUAAAGCUGUGUCAAAGCUUAGGCUUAAAGGUAACAAAGAGCCACCGUGGAAUUAGUUUGACUCAACGUGAUUGGUUAAAGCCUUACAUCGAUCUCAACACCCGCCUGAGGGCCAAAGCAAAGAAAGACUUAAAGAAAGAUUUCUUCAAGCUAAUGAACGACUCGGUCUUCGGUAAGACCAUAGAGAACAUCCUAAAGAUGAGGCAGAUUGGUUGGUGGAGGUGAAAAGGGUAGA